AUGCACGACAUCGCCGAGCCUCCUGCUACCUACGCUGGGCCGCACAAGCCCGCCAGCUUGCCCGCUUCCACGUCUCUCCCCUCGCCCCCACUCACUCCGACUCGACACCUCGAGCGACCCGAUGACACGCGUUCAGUCUCGCACUCGCGCUUGCCGGUAUCACAACAGUCGAAAAGGGACAAGUGGGAUGGACGGAUUAAGGAGGCGAGCUGCCACAUCUCGCUGCUGAUUGCUGGCUGGGCAGACGCGAGCUCUGGGCCGUUGAUUCCGUACAUCCAAGCUCACUACCACAUCUCCUACACGGUCGUCUCGAUGCUCUUUGUCGGCCAGGCCGUUGGUUUCGCCGUCGCGGCUUUCGCAAAUUCCUUUCUGACGCAGAAGCUUGGCUUGGGCAGAGUCAUUGCUCUCGGCGCCGUCAUCCAAGCCUGCGCAUACACGCUCCUCAUCCCGGCUUUCCCCUUCCCAGUCUUCCCCGUCAUCUACGCCAUCUCCGGCUUUGGCAUGGCCUUGCAGGACGCUCAGUCGAACGUCUACAUUGCUACGCUGCCUGGUGCGGAGACGAAGCUCGGUUAUCUUCACGGAUCGUACGGCCUCGGCGCCGCCGUCGUCCCGCUCGCCGCAACAGCCUUCGCAUCCUCCGGCAUCCUCUUCUCCCGCUUCUACGCCAUCUCGCUCGGACUCGCCGCUCUCAACGCCGCCCUUCUCGUCUACGCCUUCCGCCUCAACUACAUCGUCGAUGUCAACGAGCCGACCGAAACGCUCGAGGCGCCUGGCGUUCCGCCCGUAACGGUUGUGGAGGGUCGGGAAGGGAUUGAACUGGUGGACCAGUCGAGACGAGACUCGACGGCCGCUACGUCCGUGUUGGAGAAAGCUGAAGAGCCGUCGGAGCUCGAAGCGGGCCAAGUGGAGGUACGGGAGCUGGAUACGAGGCUGCAGAAGCGCGCGAAGAAGAGCUUCAAGCGCGGCGUCAUGUGGCAGGCUUUGACGAAUCGAGCGACGCUUCUCACGGCUAUCUUCAUCCUCUUCUACGUCGGCGCCGAGGUCUCGAUGGGAGGAUGGAUCGUGACUUUCAUGAUCGACAAGCGCAACGGUGGACCCGAUGCCGGCUACACCGCAACCGGCUUCUGGUUCGGCCUCAUGCUCGGACGUGUGCUCCUCAACCCUAUCAACGUCCGGGUCGGCGAGAAGCGCGUCUUGUACGGGUACACGAUAAUGGCGCUGGCGCUCGAAUUCGCCGUUUGGUUCGCCGACUCGCUUGUUGGGAACGCCAUCGUCGUCGCCAUCAUUGGAGUGCUGAUUGGGCCGGUCUAUCCAGUCGCCAUCUCCGUCCUCACAAAGGUCAUCCCUCGUCGCCUGCACGCCACCUCGAUCGGUUUCUGCGCGUCGUUCGGCCAGAUCGGCGCCGCGGUCUGUCCGUUCGCGACGGGUGCACUGGCGGGUCGGUUCUCGCCUGCCGUCCUUCAGCCCGUCAUGAUCGUUCUCUUCGCGAUCAUGCUCGGUCUCUGGGUGGGCGUGCCGGGUCCAGCGCGGAAGAGGGAGUAG
Rhodotorula toruloides NP11 is the source of this 1542-nucleotide messenger RNA. RefSeq names its product MFS efflux transporter. Lineage: Eukaryota; Fungi; Basidiomycota; Microbotryomycetes; Sporidiobolales; Sporidiobolaceae. Gene Ontology annotation, biological process: transmembrane transport. The coding region runs from base 1 to 1542 and encodes 513 amino acids. The transcript is spliced from 9 exons. The record is from RefSeq and is a predicted model, not a curated record. Gene Ontology annotation, molecular function: transmembrane transporter activity. Gene Ontology annotation, cellular component: membrane.